Messenger RNA from Dicentrarchus labrax (European seabass), 3958 nucleotides. RefSeq names its product syntaxin binding protein 4 (gene stxbp4). The coding region runs from base 271 to 2385 and encodes 704 amino acids. Gene Ontology annotation, cellular component: cytoplasmic vesicle. NCBI's taxonomy places the organism in Eukaryota, Metazoa, Chordata, Actinopteri, Moronidae. Gene Ontology annotation, biological process: insulin receptor signaling pathway; regulation of insulin secretion involved in cellular response to glucose stimulus. The transcript has 22 exons. Gene Ontology annotation, molecular function: syntaxin binding. The record is from RefSeq and is a predicted model, not a curated record.
CUCAGUCAGAUUGAAAUUUGAAUUUCAAUCUGCUGAAUUCAGCUCGCCUGCCACAGAUUCUUCAUUCAGUGUAAUGUUUACAGGCGGAUUUCCAUCCCUCUCCUCUUCUCUCCGGUCACACACACCGACCCCGUUUGAACCGCCGGCGCCGUCUCAUCUCAUCCCUCCUCCGAUACCACCCGUCUCAUGGCGGUGUAACACUUUGAAUGCUUGUGUUUGUGUGUGAGUGCGUGUGAUUGGUUGGGUUUUUUUGCCUCGGACUGUCGUGCGAUGCCAUUACUCCCUCAGGACGCGGAGCGAUUCGAUGGGCUGUCUCUACUCUACUGGAUGAUCAUGGGCCCGCAUGGCAUCAACCGAGCCGUACAGAGGCUGGAGUUCUGCGACUGCAAAAAGGGACUCGGUGUAAAGAUAAUUGGAGGUUACCGAGAGCUGACAGGGGAAGAGUUCGGCAUCUAUAUCAAGCGGGUGGUAUGCGGAGGGUUGGCAGCUCAGGACGGUCGGCUUAAGUCAGGUGACCUGAUUUUGGAUGUCAAUAACAUCAGUCUGAUAGGAGUGACCAAUGAGAGGGCGGUGGAGAUCUUGAGGACAGCCUCGCUCUCUAAUCACAUGUCCCUGCUGGUCGCCAGAGACGACGAAUCCAGGAGGGAGUUUGCGGAGCUGAUGGAAAAGUACGGCUCCAAUAAUAUCACAGCUUCAGGACGAAUCUCCCCGACUCAGGUCUCCACAGGGAAGCUGACAGAAACGGCCUCUUCCUCCUCCUCUUCCAGAUCAGAGAGCCCCCAGCUCCUCAGUCCUAAAGAGGGGGUCACCGCCUACACCCAUGCCCCCCCGUACACCGCCAACCCCGCCUACACCAUGCACGCGCCCACACACGCCUUCAGUGACAGUGUCAUUCAGUUGAUAUGCGUUGCCAAGGGAACAGGCCUGGGGCUCGUCAUCAAGGGCGGAGCUAACCGUGCAGAAGGACCAAUGGUGUUCAUUCAGGAAAUAGUGCCUGGAGGAGACUGCCAGAAGGAUAGCAGGCUGCAGGUCGGGGACCAGCUGGUGUCCAUCAACAAAGAGUCCCUAAUCGGAGUGACGUACGAGGAGGCCAGGAGUAUCCUGACACGCACCAAACUCAGACCAGACCCCACUGUGGAAAUUGCCUUCAUCCGGCGGAGGUCGUCUUCCAGCUCCAGCAGCGGGCCUCACAGCCCCAUCUCCCUCCAGGGGUCCAGCUGUGGAGGCGGUCCCCAUACAAGGCCCUCGGGGCAGGGCGCCACGCCACCUCAGCCUGCCGUGGUCACCAGGAUCACUUCCAGUCGAAACCCUGCCAGCGAGACUCUGCCGGCAGUCAACGUCAGCCAGGUGCGAGUGUCUCCAGCCAGAACAGAGCAGACACAUGUCUCCUCCCCACCAAAGAGCGAAAGCAUCACUGACUCUAACCCCGAAGCUGCCAGCAGUCAGUCUCAGCAGAGGAAAUGUUCCCUGAGCACCAGCUGUCGCCUCAAACUGGAGAGGUUGGAGCAGGCUCUGGAUCUGCUCGGUCUGAAGCCCUCAGAGGCUCAGUGGCAGGCGAUCAGGUCCAGACUACGAGCUGAUCCGGCUGGGACGGUGGCCUUCGCAGAGUUUGAGAGUCUGAUCAGGGAGCUGUUUAAGCCUCAGCUGGAGGAGUUGGCCGGCACCCAGCCGGGGUCGAGGUUCACAUCUGAUGACCUGUCCAGUUUGUUGGAGUCACCUGUCAACCCACAGCCGUCACUGUCAGACUCAGAGGACCUGGAGGAGAUGGAGAGGCUGAGGAAGGAGCACAUCGAGGCUCUGAGGGAGAUCAAGAGGCUGCAGGAGCAGCUGGUCGAGUCUCAGAGAGUUCACCUUCAGACGGAGGAGGAGCUCAGCAAAGUCAAACAGGAAGUGAAACUCGGCGUGGAGGAGAGCCGGGCUCUGAGGACUCGGAUCCAGCUGGCCGAGGCGGCUCAGAAGCAGGCGAGGGGCAUGGAGAUGGACUACGAGGAGGUGAUCCACCUGCUGGAGGCCGAGAUCGCCGAGCUGAAGACCCAGAGAGUGGAGCAACCGGCGCAGACCAAUAAGGAGGACACGGAGGAGCUGAAGAAGAGAGUUGCCGUCCUGGAGUGUCAACUACGGAAGAGCGAAGCGGCCAAAAAGGGUUUUGAGAUGUCAACAGGAAAACUGCUGAGUUUUGUGGAGAACGUUCAAGAGUUCCUGCUGGAAAACCACGGACCCACGAAGAGCUACAGCUCCGGAGACGUUAAGGUCGGAGCGUCAUCUCAAGGCCUCCCUCCUCGCUACAAGAAGAGUCCCUGGACUUCGGCUACGCUCGCCCAAGAGGCCAAGGAGCUCACAAGGACUGUCAGAGCCAUCCUGGAGGUGGACUUGCUGACCUUCUAGAGGACCCGACUGUAGGAGAACAAAGUCAGCAAGGCUCUGAGACGUCGGCAGGAAAUCAACAGCCAACCGUGAACCCGAACACUUUCUUCCCUGACAUCUCCUCAGUACCUGCUAGCAAUGGACUCUUAUCUCUGCAUGAAACACUGUUUUGUUUCUGUCAAUCAGCACAUAUCACUGCACAGUUUCUGAAUAGUCAGUACAAACUAAACAGUGGUUUUAUUCCAGCAGUUUAACCUGAAUAAUGUGGAAAACAAACUCAUUGUACAAGUUAACAGUUUUUAAUGGAUGCUCGUUUCUCAAACUGCAGUUUUAUAUGAAAACAUUGCUUGAAACAAUCAGUUCCUGUUUUACAGUAUGGAGGAGACCAUUGUAAAGUUAAUGGACUACAUGAACGUUUAAGCAGUUUGUCCAUUGGUCACUUUAUAAAUUAAGUGAUGAGAGUAAAAACUGUCAGGUGACAGGAUGUUGAUAAAUUUCUUCCGUUGACCGAUUGCAAACUGUCUUGAGUCCAAACGGAGGAAGCUGCUGUAGCUGAACUGUUAGUAGACAGGAUCCAGUGGUCCAUCUUGUCAAUAAACUGUAACAAGUUCCAGUACAAGAAAUCAGAAGCUCAAUCCAGGUUAGCCAUUAGCCAUUGUUAGCAAUACCGGUUGAUACCAACGCAUUACGCUGUGUUUUAUACAUAAACAGAAGAUGGACAGUAAUGAGACACAAUAGAGCUAAUAAACAGAAUUCAGCUUUCACUCAGUUUUCAAGUCAAGGUUGGUGAGGUUCUUCGGACUUUGAUCUUGGAAAUUCCGACUUUGGAGUUAAAAUGGAUGCACCAUUAUUGUCCCAUGGGCUAACGAGGUAACUAGCUAACCAGCUAGUUCAGGACAAGGGCUGUGGAACCAGUAGGGCCCAAACAUCAAACAUGUAAAACAUUUAAUUGCUCUGUAGCCUUUUACAUACAGUCUAUGGUAGCCACAUAUACCAUAGUGUGUGCCUAUGAUGAAGCAAUAAAUUCUGCUAUCCAAAAUGCUAAUUGUGUCACAUAUAUCAAACCUUUCCCAUUCAAAUGCUAGCGGCCUGACACUGCCCUACUCCACCACUUCGUUAGCUUUAAAGUUUUAAAUGAUAAUCAAGGAGUGUAAAGAUUUACUGAUAUGAGUCGGUUGUAGAUGCGACUACAUCGGUAAGCGGACCCCUGGUUGGAUCUAAAUGUACCAAGAAACGGUCGAUGGUCUGAUUCUAAAGUUAUGAAUCUGUUGACUGAAGCUUUGCUGCUAACAGCGUCUCCACUCUCAUGAAAGGUAAAAGGUCAACACCAGGGUCUCGCAAUGAGACAAAGUCCUGUGGAUGCUAACACAGCUAGCACAAGCAAGAACUUGCAAUAUAUUAAACACUUUUCAGCCACGACUGAGCCCCAACAGGGCGAGGUCGAAGGUAAUCACUGCAGGAAGUCGUAGGAUUCGCUGGUAUUUUAUAAAAUGUAUAUAUUUGAAGGUAAACACUGUCACUUUUAUAGAAUUGGCUUAUUUUUAAUUUAGAAUGUAAAAUAAAUGUGUACAUUAAAUAAAUGUUAAGAACUGUA